AUGGCAAAUCCAUGCCUUCUUAUCGCACUCGCCGUCGUCGCAAUACUAGUUAUAGUAACCGUCGUAACUGUACCAACAGUUGUCAUACUAACGCGUACAACACAACUGCCCACCAGUGCAAAACAUAUACGGGUUAACAUGACUAUUUUAACAACCGGUUCCACCACCACGACCUCCACCACGAGUCCACGGGGCAACGCAACGCUGAAUGGUACAACGACGUCAACCACCACUACUACGUCCACCAUCACAACCACCACCGGUCCCUGGAGCAAUGCAACGCUGAAUGCCACAACGACGUCAACCACCAGUACUACAUCGGCCACCAUCACAACUACCACGUAUCCCGGGGGCAACGGACCGUUGAAUGGUUCAACGACUUCGGCCACGACUACUACGUCCACCAUCACAACUACCACGUAUCCCGGAGGCAACGGAGCGAUGAAUGGUACAACGACUUUAGCCACGAGUACUAUGUCGACCACCACAACUACCACGUAUCCCGGAGGCAACGGAACGGUGAAUAGUACAACUACGGUAUCUACUUCAAGUACCAGCGGGACUACAUCGAGCACGACAUUUUGA
Molecule: messenger RNA, 585 nt
Organism: Adineta ricciae
Lineage: Eukaryota; Metazoa; Rotifera; Eurotatoria; Adinetida; Adinetidae
Source: the annotation of a GenBank genome assembly